UGGUGAGCGGGGCCGGGGCGCGGCCGGGGCGCCUCCCUCUGCCUCUAUGAUGAAGUUCAAGCCGAACCAGACGCGGACCUACGACCGGGAGGGCUUCAAGAAGCGGGCGGCCUGCCUGUGCUUCCGGAGCGAGCGCGAGGACGAGGUGCUGUUAGUGAGCAGUAGCCGGUACCCAGAUCAGUGGAUUGUACCGGGUGGAGGAAUGGAACCUGAGGAGGAACCAGGGGGAGCUGCAGUUCGAGAGGUGUACGAAGAGGCUGGAGUAAAAGGAAAAUUGGGCAGACUGCUGGGAAUAUUUGAGAAUCAAGACCGGAAGCAUAGGACUUACGUUUAUGUUCUAACUGUGACUGAAAUAUUGGAAGACUGGGAAGAUUCAGUUAAUAUAGGAAGAAAGAGAGAAUGGUUUAAAGUAGAAGAUGCAAUCAAGGUUCUUCAGUGUCACAAGCCUGUUCACGCAGAGUAUUUGGAAAAACUGAAACUGGGUUGUUCUCCCACCAACGGAAAUUCUGUGGUUCCCUCUCUUCCUGAUAGUAACUCCUUAUAUGUCACUUCUGCACAGACUUCUGGGCUGCCUUCUACUGUGAGAUAAACGUGUGGAUUACCUUUUUACUCAUAUGCCAUCACGAGGGGAGAUGUCUUUCUGUGUUCACCUGCAGACAUUUAUGUAGCUGUCAAUCCUAAACAAAAUAUGUGAAUGCCUCAUACAUGUUUGCACAUUUGACAUUUUUUCCUUUUUAACAAUGUAAAAUAGUAUUUCAGCAAACCAAAGCCAUAUGUGGAUUUUUUUUAAGAUGCCUUAACUGGCCGUUUUGUGUGCGUCUCUCUCUCUUUUUAGGCUAUUGGUUUAUAAACAUAUAUUAAAAUAACACAAACAUCUAGGUUACAAUCAACUUAUUCAAGACUUGUUUAAUUUUUAAAACGAGUAGUAGUCUUGCAAAAAAAAUUUGCUUACUGGAAAGCCUUAAACAAAUGGCAGUCAAGUUUCUUUCUUACUCCGAAUCCAAGUUUUGUUAAGUGCUAGAACUUGAAAACGCUACCACUUAGUUUGGAAAAGUAAGCAGACUAUCAAAGGCAGACCUUCACAGGCAUGACUACGGUAAAAUACUAUAACAUGUUCACAAUCAUAACAGAGGAUACCAAUGUUAAACUACUUAUUUUUUCCUUUCAAAGGUUGCCCCUACCUAUGCAGUCCUCAGCUAUCAAAACAAAGGGCGCAUUGUUGGCUCAUUCAGCUUAUUGUCUGCUAUUGAUGCAGUCUUUGCAGUUCCCCAAACAUCCUAAAUUGGGGGGUGGGGGCAACAAAUAUACAAGAAAUUCCUAAUAGUAGAAAGCAGACAUGAAAACAAGCUGAUCCCUGCCUUUCCCAGGUCUGCCAAGUGUUGGUGUUCUGUAGCAUACACACUGCAGAUGGGGUGAUCCCAUAGUUAUUUCUGGAAGUAUUCAGUUCUCAAAGAAAAGUACCCUCUACCCCUCCCCUUCCAGUAACUUCUGUGGCCUAACUUUAGUUUUCUUCAAAAAACAAAAAACCUACCCAUCCCAUUCCUUUGUGGGUAUGUCCAUUAGAAAAUGUUUGUGGAGACAUCUUGAUAAGGAGAAACUAGUUAGCAAAAGGAAAUGGUACUGUGUGGCCUGGAAGUAGGAAGGGUUCAUUUAUAUUAUAGGUGUACCAAAAUUGCCUUUCUUCGUGGUUUUGCUGAAUGUCCUAAUUAAAAUUGUACUUGAAUUUUUUUCUUAAUUUUAUUUUAAUGUUAACAGCAUCACUGUUUCCAAGUGGAAAGCUAACCUGCUGGUAAAACUUCACUGACAGGUCUCCCUUUUUUUAAUCAUCAUUUUCCAUUAAAUGUCUGCCACCUGAAAAAAGGUGAAAGCCAAGUCAGCUGCAGGUCCCAAAUAUGUUCUUGCCGUAGUGCCAUUAAGGUAGGAUUUUCUUUUCUUGUGCAGACAGACACCUUUUACGCAUUACAGCUAACUACAGUUUUUUCUUUAAUCAGCCAAAACUGAGGUUGAGGUAAACUAUUGCCUCGCUUGUGAAGACUAUUUUGGGUAAGCUCAUUCUUUUACAUAGCAUUUGAACCUUUGUAAAUAGUCCAACUGGUAAAUAGUGAGUGUAAAAUGGAAAAUAAAUGUAAUUUAAACAUUUUGUUACUCAGUACACAAAUGGCUAACUUCUACUUUUUUAACACAAAUUGUGUAAAAUGCUGCUAUAAAUUAAACUUGCGUGCUGUUACACUUUUUUUUUUAGGAACAAUUUGGUGCCACAAGUUGAUUCUUUAAUGAAUGAAAUCUUGUGCCAUAUACAAAUGCUUUUAAUCCAUAGAGGCUAAUGUUUUAGAGGUUUUGCUUCAUAAAAACUGUUCUUUUUGAAGAAGCAUAAAUGCUACUGAUCAGAACUGGGCAUAAAUGAGAGCCACAAAUCGGCAAUCCUCUGAACUUCAGAGUAAGGCAUCUUCUCUCAGAUCUCCAGCUCAGAACUAGCUCUGUGGUUCCUAAUUCCAGGUCACUUGAAAAACUAAAAAAGGAUUGUUGUCUAUAUCUAGCUCAGAUGCAGCCAGAGAUGGAAAUAUCAUGAUCAGUUGAUCUAGUGAGAUUUUAAAUCCAUUUAACUCUGACCCCAUUCUGGGCCUGAACACCAUCCAUUCAUCAUGUCUCUACUACUGACUGAAGGUCUAGCAAAAUUUCUUAUUAAGCUUUCUCUAGAUGUUUAAUUUAAGUCAGACACUUUUACAAAGGAACAUCCAAUAUUCCAAUUACAGCUAAUGUUUUGUCAUGGCACACCUGAUUUUUUUUUUUUUUUUUUUUUUCUUCUCGUUUUAGAUUGAACAAACUUGCCUCCUUAAUAUAGUAUAAGCCAUUUAGCUUCCUUUUUCAGUCUUAUACAUUGAUGCUCAUACUUUUGUUUAGUAGUCAUUUUAACACUUUAAACUGAGUGUAUAACUAAUAAUCUUUGACAGCUUUCUUUGGAUGAUGCAACAUAAUCCAUAAAAAGUACAAGAUUCCUGGGCAAUUUCUCAUUCUGGUUCAUGAAAAUGCUUCACUCUCUAAAUUGUUUCAGACUCUUGGAAUUUUAAAAAGCUUGUACAAGGUAUUUAGUGGUGAUGCAUGAUCUUAUUUUGUAUCUCUUGAAUUAUGUAUUUGAUAAUGUAAAAAAUGUACAGUGUUGGUGUUGCUACCAAAUUCAGUUGCUUGCCUAUAAAUAUUUUGAUUUUUUUCUUUAAUCAUACACAUUCAAACAGCUUGUGCCCUAUGGAUUUUUUUAAAUACCAAUUCAUUGUAUAGAUUUCUUCAGUCUCUAUGCAACCUUUAAAGUGAAUGCCAAUAUUGCUUUUUGCUUGACCUCCUCUAAUGGCUUUCUGUAAUACACAGAACAUUUAAACCAUGAAACAGGACAGUAAAUGGUAACUGACAAUAAUAUUAUAGAAGUUACUGGGGUGACUAUGCUAUAGGAAACCACUAUAGCAAAUAUGCAUUUCUCUUUGUCUUAACUGAAUUGAACAACAGUCUACAGAAACAUACUGUAAAACUUGGGCUAUGAAGGAUAAACUACUUGCAUCUGUGCCUGUAAAGAUUAAGUGUAGAAACAGUUUCCCCAAGAGUUUGCCCUCUUGUUGCCCUCUUUAACAAUCUCCUCUGUUCCAAUUUGGUUUUAAAAAAUUAGAGGUGGUCCUAUGGCUUACAUUUAUGCAUUCUGUGUGUGAAUUUAAAAUUUCCCUUUACCUCUUCCACCAGAUCAUGGUGCUAAACUAUCAGCAACUGCCUUGAUGUGAAUUGUAAAGAAUCUGAUCAAUUGUGCCACUUCCACCAACUUCCACCAUCCCCCUCAGCAGUCAUGUUUUAAAAAUGAUACAAGACAAAGCAUGUGGUAUUAAGUGCAAUGACUGCAAAUCAUACAAAUUGGAAUUUAAUUAAAAUAAAUAACCUAAUUAGAAAGGGCAUGUGUGUUAACACUACAAGUACAUUGAAGUAUUGCCCAGACUGACAAGUUUAGCUUGGUGUUUUUCACACCAUUCACUUGACCCAAACUUGGUCCGUUUUAACAAUGGGCUAUGGAGAAAAAUUGAGAGUAAAAUACAGCUAAUUCUUCUUGAUUUUUGAGAAAUGAGAUCUGAAAGAGAGAAAUCCCUAAUUUAAGUUGUAAACAUUAUGACAUGCUUGCAUGGAUUUUCUUUAAAGAUUGAUGUAAGAAUUUUGACUUUUUAUAUUUGAGAUAAACAUCAAAAUAAAAUCUAAACUAGUU
This is a messenger RNA of Alligator sinensis (Chinese alligator), 4234 nucleotides long. RefSeq names its product nudix hydrolase 4 (gene NUDT4). Gene Ontology annotation, molecular function: endopolyphosphatase activity; bis(5'-adenosyl)-pentaphosphatase activity; bis(5'-adenosyl)-hexaphosphatase activity. Gene Ontology annotation, biological process: diphosphoinositol polyphosphate metabolic process; adenosine 5'-(hexahydrogen pentaphosphate) catabolic process; diadenosine hexaphosphate catabolic process. The record is from RefSeq and is a predicted model, not a curated record. The transcript is spliced from 5 exons. Gene Ontology annotation, cellular component: cytoplasm; nucleus. Bases 47 to 589 code for a protein of 180 amino acids. NCBI's taxonomy places the organism in Eukaryota, Metazoa, Chordata, Crocodylia, Alligatoridae.